This is a messenger RNA of Homarus americanus (American lobster), 6110 nucleotides long. RefSeq names its product core histone macro-H2A.1-like. The transcript has 8 exons. Gene Ontology annotation, molecular function: structural constituent of chromatin; DNA binding; protein heterodimerization activity. The record is from RefSeq and is a predicted model, not a curated record. The coding region runs from base 261 to 1472 and encodes 403 amino acids. Gene Ontology annotation, cellular component: nucleosome. Lineage: Eukaryota; Metazoa; Arthropoda; Malacostraca; Decapoda; Nephropidae.
AGGGAAGGCGUCUGCUCAGUUAUAAACGCCACAACUGUAGGCUACGUGUUGGAGGGAAGCCACAAGAAUCUUCUCAGGUGUUGAUCUUUGUGGCUCUAUUGGCGCUACCAAGUUCAUUUGAACCUUUAAAUACCAACACAGUUCAAUUUAUCUCUCACAUAUACUGGCGUUUAUCGAGACAACGGGAGGCGCUUAUAGUGGUAGCUAAUAUCGAUCACAUUCUGUCGAAUUUUGAGGAGUUGCAGAGAGUGUAGUGAAUAAUGUCAGCCCGCGGGAUAGCCAAGAAGAGGCAGAAGAAUGUCAGCAAGUCCCAAAGAGCAAAUGUCCUGUUUCCUGUGGGUCGUCUGCACAGAUACAUGAAGGCUGGCCCAGGCACACGCAAACUGAGGAUAGGUGUUGGGGCGCCUGUCUAUGCCGCCGCUGUCAUAGAAUACCUCACAGCUGAAGUCCUCGAGUUAGCAGGAAAUGCUGCGCGUGACAACAAGAAAACCCGCAUCACACCAAGACACAUUCUUCUUGCCAUUGCCAAUGAUGAAGAGCUACACCAGUUACUACGGAACGUUACCAUUGCCUCGGGAGGAGUCUUACCCAAGAUCCAUCCAGAGCUGCUGGCAAAAAAGAAAGGUGGAAAGUUUGUCACUGGGGGCAACACACCUGUUACUGUACCAUACAAAAAACCCAUCGCAACUAAACCACCUGCACAUAAAAAGAUGACAACAACCAAAAUGAAUGGGAACGUCAGUGGGGCAACUGCGGCGAGUAACACCACCACAACCAUGGCCAAUGCUAUGUCACUGCCCAAGUCUCCAAACUCUGCCACUAACGUCACAUCCGGUUCAGCCUCACCACUGAAGCUGAGAGCAAAGGGGAAAGAUAUGGCCCCUGUACAGCUACCGUCCGGAACCUUUACCGUGCUCUCAGAGAAGAAGCUCUUCCUUGGACAGAAGUUGACAGUGGUACAGUCUGACAUAUCAACAGUGACAGCAGAUGCUGUUGUUCAUCCUACCAACUCCAAUUUGGACUUCCUGGGACAGGUGGGACAAGCCUUGAGUAAAGCUGGCGGCAAGGAACUAGUGCAAGAAGUUAGAGACUUGGCCAACUGCAACGGAGCUUUACCGUCCUGUGAUGUGGCUGUCUGCAAUGGGUGCAAACUUCCUGCCCGCUGGGUCAUCCACGUUAAUGGGCCAACUAAUGGAGAUGUAGAUGCUUUUGACAAGUUGGAACGUUGUGUCAGGAACUGCCUGGUACUAGCAGAUACCCGAAACCUCAAAUCCUUGGCUCUCCCCUCCAUUGGAAGUGGGGCGGCUGGAUUCCCCAAACAACAAGCUGCACAAACCAUCAUCAAGUCCAUUUGUAACUACUUUGUCAACGUCAUGUCCUCAUCCUUGAAACAGAUCUAUUUCGUCCUCUACGACAUGGAAAGCAUUGGGGCUUACACAGCAGAACUAGCAAAGUUGGAUUCUAAGUGGUGAGAGUGUAACGAGUCAUAUCUCUUGACUGUGUACACCUUAACUAUCUUCUUUUGCUUCACGUGUAGCUGUACCUAACCUGACCUGACCUGACCUAUCCUAACAUAAUCCUUACUCAGUAUAGAAAGAUUAACUAGCCUAUUGGUAUUAUAUCAGUUACUGCACUAUGUGGGCAUUCUUGUGUGAGGUACUAUGUGGCCAUUCUUGUGUGGGGUGCCAUGUGGCCAUUCUUGUGUGAGGUGCCAUGUGGGCAUUCUUGUGUGAGGUACCAUGUGGCCAUUCUUGUGUGAGGCACCAUGUGGGCAUUCUUGUGUGAGGCAUCAUGUGGGCAUUCUUGUGUGAGGCACCAUGUGGCCAUUCUUGUGUGAGGUACCAUGUGGCCAUUCUUGUGUGAGGCACCAUGUGGGCAUUCUUGUGUGAGGCACUAUGUCGGGAUUCUUCAUUGCUUUAGGUUUUGGUGAUUUCAGGUUUCAUUUGUCAUACAACUGUACAGUAGAUGAAAUAUUGAAUCCGUUUUGGUAAUUACAUUCUCUCGCGUUCACUCACUAACAUCUCCAGUUAACACAGAUUACAUUAUCAAAAAAAUACCUACUUGACUGCUUGUGUACAGAGGCCAUAUAUAUUGUCCAAGUCGUAAAAGAUUCACCAAUAACACAUUUUUUGGUCUAUCAAUGUCUGGUUUGGUUUAAGACCUGUGCUAACCUUUCAUCCAUGAGUAAAGACAAGAAUAAUUAAACCCUUGAAAAUGUUUAUAAAUAUUUUGUGGUGGUGGUACAGUAUUACCAUUAUAUUUGCUAUUUGGUGUCUGUAAUGUUAUUUGACAAUCAUUACACACUAAUACAUGCCAGCUCCUCCUUCACCAGUACCCAAGAGUGUUAAGAUUUUUUACAAUAAACAUAAUUUCACAUAGGUUGUCUUCAGUACUUUAGGUUUCAAUAGUGUUUGGUGUAUUCUACUGUGUGUCACGGCACUCUAGGUAAAUCAUGCAUAUUCUCCUGCUCUUCUAACACUACAUGUCUUUUGCUUGAGUGUUCUUUAAUAUUAUAGCUGAAAACCUCUCAGUAAUUAGUGUAAGUAUAAGAAAAUUGUGGGUUAUAAGUGUGUGUGUGUGUGUGAGCAUGAAGACGCACUCAGGGGGCUGGGUAUGUAUAUGUGUGUGAACAUUUAAGUGAACACAAGAGGGACAAGAUGAUUGCAAAUUUAUUGAAUGACAACUUCCCCCCCCAGCUAACAUAUUUGGUUGUUAUUAUUCCCUUUCAAACAUCAGAGGCAGGAUGUCUAGUCAAUUUUCUCUUUAAUUACUUACUCGUUAAGUAAUCCUUUACUUUGGAAGUUGGAAGAUUGUCGCAGUUGAACUCUAGAAUUCUUCUGUAUAUGUCUAGCCAAUUAAAUUUCACCCCUGCUAACCUUUUAGAAACACAACAAUUUCUUACUGUUCAGUUUGUAUUGUGCAAUUUUGUGUAACCAUAUCUUUUUAUUAUCUUCCAGAUGUGCAAGUGUAUGUCACUAUGUGUAUGGAUUUUUUAAAAGCCUCAAAAGUUACAGUACAAGAUAACUCUCCUGAUGACAAAAUCUACAGGACUUAAGCACAGCUCAAAAUAGCCUCGGCAUAAUAACCGGACCGUCUACGUGGGACGGCACUUUUCUCCUGGCUGAGUUCAUCAAAUAUUUAUUACCAGAACCGUUGUGGAAAGUCAUCAUAGUUCAAAGGAGAGUUCUUAAUGGUGGAUUUUUAGUAUCAGUCAUUUCAUGCACACCUUGUCAGUUCUUUCAUAAUCAUAUGAUUUUUACCAGUGAUUUUCUUUCAGUAACUAGUUGAAGGAUGGCUUACCAGCCUCAUAUGUCAGUACCUGUGUAACACUAAUUGGUUUUAAUUUAAGUAAAAUACAACAGAAAUAUGGCAAUUAGUAGGGGCAGUUUUCAAAAGAUAAUACUGAUCAAGUAUGAAUGUGUCAUGUGAUACAAUACUAAAGUGAAGUGCAGAGGAGUAGUGAAGAGAAAUGCACUCCAGAAGCUUUCAUAUAUGUUAGUGGUGUUACUGCAGCACUGUACUGAACAUGAGGCUUGCAGGGCAUCAGGUGAUAGCUCAAGUGGUAAAGCAGAGAGGUCCUUGAGUCUUUAAGAUCAUACUUGAAUUUGUUAUUGAUAUUAGAUUUUUUUAUUUGAAUAUGAGGAAGAAAGACUUGCGGUAGGUAAUGCAACUGGUACAUUAUGUUGUUGGUGUCCUGGACUGAGGCUUGUGUUUUAAUUGAUAUUGGAUCAAGGAUAUAGUGUCGAUAAUUAGAGGGAGGAGAGAAUUGGAGAGUUUCUUGUUGGCCACGUAGGUCCUGUUUUGUGAAGGAAUUCGUACUUAUAUAUACUUUAUUAUUUACAUUGGUGCUCGUUGUUCCAAAAAAGAAGAUACGUAGUUAAAUUGAUUUUGUGAUAAUUUGAGAUCCAGCAUGAGAUUGCUAUUGUUUGUUGUGGUUUUCCUGUGAUUGGCAUUUGAGGUGCUCCAUUUGGAGGUGAUAUAAAGUAUAGUUUAUUAAUUUGUGAUUCUUUAUUAGUCAAACUUUAUGGAAGAAAGAAUUGCGUGUUAGAAGGUUUAUGAGUGGUAUAUGGGAUACAUGUUGACAGGUGAUAAGACUAGUCUUGCAUGUGAGGGGAGCGACCAGGAUUCAUUUCUGGACAGAUUAUAUUAUUAAUGAUUUAUUAAUGUAUUUCAUGAAGAGUUCACUACAAAGACUUUUACCCAGAAUUUAAUCCAUCUCAGUUUAGUUAUGAAAUAGUUUUGUGUAACAGUACUUAUUCAGUAGGAUAUUUUGUGGGUAUAUCAUCAAGGAUUUUAUGUACCGGGAAUUUUGGGUUCUAGAUAUUUCACUAUUCAGAAUUUUUGGAACAGUAGAAAUCUUGACUAAGACCUUUAGUACCAGACUUAUACAGUGUAGAAUUUUGCAUAAGAAAAACAAAUGCAACCCAAAAAUUUGCGUGAUACAUCAGGACUGCCGAGAAUUUUGUGUAUCACUACAUGGGGUAUCCAGAAUUUUGUGUUACUUCACAUGAAAUACCCAGAAUUUAUUGUAUCCAGAAUUUUGUGUACCCCAAUGCAGUAUUGGUAUCCCAGAAUUUGGUGUACUGUACUGUACCUCAUUACUGACUGCCCAUCUUUUAUAAACCAAGCCUUAAAUCACUUUUGGGUGUCAAUGUCUGGGGUUGAAAGCUGGUUAAAUACUUAUCUUAAGCUUUUAUAUUUACAUGAAACAUUGAUAAUGUGUCUCUGGGAUAAAAAAAAAUCACUGGGUUAGGGAGAUGUGUUAUAUUUCCCCAACCCAGGUGAAUUUUGUUAUUAUUGUAUAGUGAUAAUGUUAAAAGUUCACAGUUGAUGACACCAGUGAUAUUUUUUCCCAUCGACACACUAUUAAUGUCCUGUACACACAUAGGCUCAAAAUAAAGCCGUGUGCCGCUGUUGAACCCCAGAAUUUGACUCCUGAAAGUUUUAUGUGAUAAUACUGUGGAUGUUUGGUAAUGUACACAAUAAGACCAUGAUAAUCCAAGGCUGUUUAAAUCUCACUGCGAGACAGGUAUGGGUAUGUUCCAGGUUAUGUAGGAUUUUUUUAUUUAUUCUAGUACAUAAUAUCUGAAAUUGGGAUGUAUAGUAGUACACAAGAAUGAAAAGAGAAUUUUUCUGAAGGCAUUAAUAUUGCAGCUAAUCCUCUCCUUGCUGUGUAUUCCAAUAACAACACUUAACACUUACUUUUCUCGUUAUAUUGUGUACCUCAGUUUGACCGUGUGGUAAGGAAGAGGUUGAUGCAGCUGUUCCACUCUUUAUAAUUAGGAAUGAUGUAAAGUUUGUUAAACCACUGAUGAGGCAGCACAGCAUCCCUGAUUCUUGACAGUUACUCACUGUGUGGAGGAGACUUUCGCCUGGUACUAUGAUGUCUGCCUAGUGUUCUGCUCUAAUGUUUUUCUGCAGUUCCUGUCUCUCUCAUGCUGGUUUAAACUUCCUUAUCAGUAGUAAGCUGUAUUUUAUAAGAUAUAAUGUUGGUAUUAUUAGAGUAAAAUCCACAACAAUUUGAAGAAUGUGCUACAGCCUAGCCAUGCAUAUAUGGUGAGUACAUUUUAUGAAGAGAAACUAUUCAUCCAUGUAUUUUGUUAGUUAUAAUAUUCCAAAGACUUAACCCAGUUUGAACCAUGUAUCAGUGAUAUGAUUGUUAACCAACUGUUUAAUGACUAUGCAUCUCUUGUCAGUCAUUUGUAUUUGGCAGAUGUGAUCACAACUGAUAUAGUUCUCCCAAAAUGUGAAUAUGCAACAAAAAUAUACGACUACAUUGACGUGGAGUCAAUAAGGAGUAUAGGUUGUUAUCUGGUGUGGUGUACAUCUUCAUGCAGGGAUCCCAUGAUAAGCCUCACAGUUUUCAUAUUGUUUGUAUAAAGCUCGCAGUGAUAGAUCUGAUAUGUUCACUUGCUCUCCUGUAAUUUAUGUUUUUUAUUUUUUUAUAUUGCCCUAAGUUAAAAAUUAUAUUUUAUCACCCAAACUAAUUCCAUGUAGUUUUGAAUCUGUUAUCCCAAGUGCCCACCUGUUGUUGGCCAACGAGGGAAUUGUGUUACGGUAGUCUUAACGUGAGGUUUGGACCCAAAUUCUCAAAGGCUUCUACAUAAAUG